AUGAAAUUCCUCUUGGCCUUUAUCGGCUUUUUGCCGAUGACCACCGCCAUCGGCAUACUAUGCAAACCUUGGGUAAGUAGUUUAUCCAUAAAAGUUUAGGAACAUAAUUCAGUAUUAAAAAUUAUAAACAGAAAAGGGAGUUUGGUUUCUUUUGAUAGGCAUUUAAUCCGAGGACUUUGACUCGACUUUUUAUUGUUAUAGUCUGUGUGCCACGGCUUGAAAUUUCACCAAACGAUAUUCCGCUGUUCAUCCCGACCAAGGUUCGCAAAGACGCGCAGCGGCGUAGCGGAAUGUCGUUCGGUGAAAUUUCGAGUCGUGGUACAAAGGCUAUAACAACAGAUUAAAAUAGAGUGAGAUCUGAAAAUCUAACUUUCGAACCCAAAAGUUCCCGGUAAGCGAGAAAUUUCGAUUUUUGAUUUUGAAAAAUAUCUCACUCAGAAGACAAGAAUAACUCCGAAUUUCAGGACAACAAAACCGACAGCAGACAAGUUUUCACGCUCGAAACGCCUUUGAAAACUGGGGAUACCAUUUUUCUCAAUGCGACCGGCAGCAGUAGCAAAUCGAUUACACAGUUAAUUUUUCACGGUUUUGGUCAGAUCUUGUCAGAAAAUCGAUGAACAAGAUUGAAAAAAAUAAUAUUACCAACAUCAACAAGUUUUCUCGAUUCCAGCUUUAUCUUCGAUUUGUACGAGGGAACUCCAUUAGCGACCGAUGCGAGUAAAAACGCUUCUCUUCGAAUUAUCGCCAAUUUGAACACCACCAUGAUGGCUUUCAAUACAAAUACGGUUUGUUUUGCAAGCUAAAGCUGCAUUUUUGGAAGCCCAAUUUAUGGUCACACUGGAUUUUUCAUUGAACAAGUUCGAAAUGUAAGACAAAGGGUUUCUUAGAAACUCCAGAAAACCCUUGAAUGGUCUUCUCUAGGGAUCACUUUACCAACCCUUGUAGAUGCCACUGAAGGUUGUUAAAGUGGCUCUUCUAGGGGUAUUAGUUUUGAGCCUCUACGGGGAAUAUGCUAGUCGUCCAUAUCCCUAGACCCUAUAGAGACCACUCUGGAUUUCUUUAGUGCAGACCAAAAAAAAUUACUAUGGAAGUCUUAAACGCGUUACUUUUUCGAUACUUUAUUCCCUAAUAUUUCAAGUCUGGUUUCUCUACGCUCUCCUUUCCUCCAGCGACUCUCUCAUUUGUUCUUCUUUGGUGAGAGAAAAGAGAGCGCAGGGAAGUCAAACUGGCUCAAUUAGUGAUGGAUGAGAUAGAAAUGGAAAAUCGAUACCUACACCUUUGAAAAUAAACUCUGAACCUUCAGCCCGAUGGAAAGUACAAGGAAGAGCCCAAGUUGUCUCCUGUCAAGCGCAACAUAUCAUUCAAAAUCAAGAUUUUGUCUGUCUUCCACGAUAAUCUCGGACAAAAUUGAUUAUUUCAGAGUGCGACAGCUUGAUUAUCAGAUUUUCGUUAACGACAAGCUUUUCUGGACCUACAACUUCCGUCGACCAUUACUCGGCACGGUUAAAGCCAUCGGAAUCGAAGGAAUCAAGUUCACGAGCACCACAGAGAAGCAAGUCUAAGUCCGAAAAGCUUGAGAAACAGAACAUUGAAAAAGAAAAUCUUUCUGUCUCGAAAAGAAACUCUCGCUCUCAAUAUGAAGAAACGAUUUCAGUUCCUGCCCGGCUUACUUUGGAAGGCGGAACUCGCCAGAUUUCCAAACCAUCGUGAUUGAAGGCGGAAAAGUCAAUAUCCUCUGUAAGUUGUAGAGCUUUCUGGUUGCACUCCACUUGUAAUGACUCGAUUAGCAAAAUACAGAGACGCGUUCGACCUGAAACGACUUGCGCGUUUUGAAAUGAGGUGAAAGUAGCUUAGCCAGCCGCAACGCGACCGCCACGUUGCGACGACCUUGCUUGGAAACUUUUUAGUGGACACUUUAGGGAUUUGCCGAUUUAUUGGCUACUAUAGCAGUCAAAUUAAUGGUCGCUGAAGUGGUUAAAGUUCUUCAGAAGUCUGAGUCAACUUUGAAAAAUUACUAACCGAAUUUUCGCUUAAGAUGCUUUAGAGAAAAAAGAUGAAACACUAUAAUUUACAGCAUCAUUUCAAGGCUUGUCAAUGGUAAUCUGUUUUCAGAUGGUCCUACUCUGCAAGACCUACCACCAGUUGACAAUAGUAAGGGCGGCAUCGAAAUUUAA
Messenger RNA from Caenorhabditis auriculariae, 2174 nucleotides. The record is from the annotation of a GenBank genome assembly. NCBI's taxonomy places the organism in Eukaryota, Metazoa, Nematoda, Chromadorea, Rhabditida, Rhabditidae.